AUGUUGGGGAGCCUGCUCCUUGUCUCCAUGUGUGUUGGGGCAGCAGCCAUGUUUGACAGCAAACAGCUGGACAACCACUGGGACCUGUGGAAGACAACACACGGGAAGAUAUACCAGGAUGAGGUGGAGAAUACACACCGCAGGAAAUUAUGGGAGAAGAACCUGAUGCUCAUCACCAUGCACAACCUGGAGGCCUCCAUGGGGCUUCACUCCUAUGAACUGGGCAUGAACUUCAUGGGAGACAUGGGUUCUUGUGGUUCCUGCUGGGCCUUCACUGCUGUCGGUGCCCUGGAGGGUCAGUUGGCCUUGAAAACAGGGAAGCUGGUAGACCUCAGCCCCCAAAACCUGGUGGACUGUGCAACUCAAUACGGCAACCACGGCUGCAACGGUGGCUUCUAUACAAAUGCCUUCAAUUACAUCAAGUACAAUGGUAUCGAGACUGAGGCUUCAUACCCAUACGAAGGAAAAGAAGGACAGUGCCACCACAACUCCAACAACAAUGUUGCAACAUGCUAUGAGUACAACUGCCUGCCUCAAGGGAACGAGGAUGUGAUGGAACUGGCAGUCUUCACCAUCGGACCCAUUGCAGUUGCGAUUGACGCAAAUCCAAAAGAAUUUCAAUUUUACAAGGGUGGAGUGUACGAUAACCCGAUGUGCACACAAGAGCUGAACCAUGGGGUCGUAGUUGUGGGCUACGGCACAGAGAACGGAAAAGACUACUGGCUGGUGAAGAACAGCUGGGGAACUGGUUAUGGAGAAGCGGGCUACGUCAAAAUGUCACGCAACAAGAACAACCAGUGUGGCAUCGCUCAGGUCCCCUGCUACCCCAUCAUGUAGCUGCAGAGGAAACCAAACUGAGUCUAUACAAACUUAAGUUUCCUUCCUACUUUUUUGCAUUUUCUUUCUUCUUCAUGUGAUCACUGAUACGCUUUAUCUUGUGCCUGUAUUUCUGAAUCUAUAAUAAAGAUUUUAUGAA
Scomber japonicus (chub mackerel) is the source of this 976-nucleotide messenger RNA. RefSeq names its product cathepsin S-like. The transcript is spliced from 6 exons. Gene Ontology annotation, molecular function: cysteine-type endopeptidase activity. The record is from RefSeq and is a predicted model, not a curated record. Gene Ontology annotation, cellular component: lysosome. Lineage: Eukaryota; Metazoa; Chordata; Actinopteri; Scombriformes; Scombridae. Gene Ontology annotation, biological process: immune response. The coding region runs from base 1 to 837 and encodes 278 amino acids.